CCUUCACCUACUUCUCCUACACACAGUCCAACAAGACAAGCCGCCUCACGCGGCAUUUCCAAGUUUUGAUAUCCCACUGUUUUCUCGUCCCUUUUUUAACAUCAUCUUGCACACCGGCUUAUUCUGUUAUCGCAAUCAUGUCUCGCGCAGCGAAGCUGGCCGAGCUUCGCGCUCUCCGCGCCGCCGGCAAAACGCGCCUUUCCACUUACCAGGUCGAAGAAGAGGAGCAACUGUACGAUGAGGUGGACGAAGAAGGAUACAAGAAGGUUGUCCGGAGUCGCCUGGACCAGGACGACUUCAUUGUCGACGACAAUGGCGAGGGCUACGCCGACGACGGCAGAGAGGACUGGGACGGCGGCCACCCAGGCUAUCGGUAUGUCGACACGGAAAGUGAAGAGGAAGAGCGCCCCGCUAAGGGCAAAGCCGCGAAGAGGAAACGGGAAGAAGAGAGAGAGAAGCAGGAGAAGAUCAACAACGGCAUUAGCAAGUAUUUCAACGCGAAGGCCGCAACCAAAGCGCCGAAGCCCAAGCCUACCGUUACGGCCGCCGAUGAUGCCUUCAUGGCUGACCUCUUGGGCGAAGUCGACAUGAAUAUCCCGCGCCGCUCCGCUCCACGCAUGCAACCAGUCAAGUCGGAAACCAGGCGCAAGACGCGCGUCUUGUCUCCUCCCGUCGAAACCCGGCCCGCAACGAGCAAGCAGAAGGACAGCGGCUCGGACGCAUACAUGCUCGACACGCCUCCACCAGUGAACGCGUCCGACGACGACGGAAUUCCGCCUGCUGCUGAUGACGAUAUGCAGAUGAGCGAUUUGCCUCUGCCUUCUUCUCCCGUGACAAACGCCCUGGAGAGAAAGGCAAACCCUGCUGUGAAGACGGAGGAGCAGGAGGAGGAUGAUAUGCUGGAAGUGGCUCAACCCAUCGGACAUACCGGUGUGAACUCAACCAGCGUCAACAUGGCUGGCAGGCGGCCUGUUCCGAAGAUAAAGAAAGCGGAUUAUCCUACCCCCGCAAGCUCCUCCCCGCCAGCUGCGUCCUCUGCACCCUUUGUGGACCCUUCUUCUUGGACUGAAGUAACAAGCGGCCUCAAUGUCGCCAGCAGCCCAGCUCCUCUUACGACGAACGUGGGCAAACUGAGGCCCGAAUGUGCGGUGGAAGAGGAUGGCAGCAUCCGGAUGUUUUGGUUCGAUUACGUCGAGGUGAACGGUAGCCUCUGCUUGUUUGGCAAGGUCAAGGAUAAGACGACCGGAAACUAUGCCAGUUGCUUCGUCAAGGUCGACAACAUCAUGCGCAAGCUGUAUUUCCUUCCCCGAGAGCACCGCCAUAGGAAUGGGAGGCCAACUGACGAGGAAGUUGAGCUAAGCGACGUUUCGGAUGAAGUCGAUAUCAUCAUGAGGAGACAUAACGUCAAGGAGCACAGGGUCAAACCUUGCUCGAGGAAGUACGCCUUCGAGCUCCCGGACAUACCAAAAGAAGCAGACUACCUCAAGCUUCUCUACAGCUAUCAGAAUGUGCCUCUUUCUACCGACCUGACUGGCGAGACCUUUUCGCACGUAUUCGGCGCCAACACUUCUCUUUUCGAGCAGUUCGUUCUGUGGAAGAAUAUCAUGGGUCCGUGUUGGCUGAAGAUCGAGAGUCCGGAUUUCUCAGGUGUCAACAACGCAUCAUGGUGUAAACUUGAGCUGCAGGUCCAGAAGCCCAACCUCAUCACCACUCUUGGGAAUUCGGACAAUCUAGAAGCUCCCCCUCUGACUCUGAUGAGCCUGUCCCUCCGCACUACGUUCAACCCGAAGGACAACAAGCAGGAAAUCCUUGCCGCUAGUGCCAUGGUCUACGAAAACUUCUCGCUGACGGAUACCACCCCUGCAGAAAAACUUCCUUGCAAAAGCUUCACCCUGCUGCGUCCGAAUGGAGACUCCUUCCCAACCGGGUUUAAGAUGGAAUGCGAGAAGCAGAAAGGCAGCAUCGUGCUCAGGAAAACCGAAUUGGAACUGCUCAGCUAUCUCAUGGCUAUGUUCCAGCGACACGACCCGGAUGUGCUUAUCGGACAUAGACUUGAUGAUGUCGACUACAGUGUCUUGCUGAACCGCAUGAGGGAGAGGAGGACGCCAGGUUGGCACCGCAUUGGGCGUUUACGAAGAAGUGAGUGGCCAAAGAACCUGGGUAAAGGAGGGGGAAGCUUCUUCGUCGAAAGACAAUUAGCGGCGGGACGCUUGCUCUGCGACCUUGCCAACGAUUUGGGCAAGUCUCUCAUGACCAAAUGUCAGUCUUGGAGCCUGGAAGAAAUGUGUCAGCUAGUUCUUGGAAAACCUCGCCAGGAGCUGGACAACGAAGUUGCACUGAAGACGUGGGCGACUACUAAAGACGGCCUCAUGAACUAUGUGAAGCACUGCCAGGCGGAUGCAUUCUUCAUUGCCGCCAUAUCGAUCAAGGUACAGAUGCUUCCGCUCACCAAGGUCCUGACGAAUCUUGCUGGUAACUCGUGGGCGCGGACGUUAAGCGGCACUCGAGCUGAACGGAACGAAUACAUUCUGCUUCACGAAUUUCACAAGAACAAGUACAUCUGCCCAGACAAGGUUGUGGGCAAGGGAAAGUCCAAGGUUGAGGAAGAAACUGCCGAGGGUGAAGAGGGUGUAGAUGCAAAGAAGAAGGACAAGUAUAAGGGUGGUCUUGUCUUCGAGCCCGAAAAGGGUCUCUAUGACAAGUUCAUCCUCGUAAUGGACUUUAACAGUUUGUACCCUAGCAUCAUUCAGGAGUACAACAUCUGCUUUACCACAGUAGAUCGAUCCGACCUCGGCGAGGAUGACGACAAGGUCCCUGAGGUGCCGAGCGAGGACAAAGAUCAGGGCAUUCUACCCCGUCUUAUCGCCAACCUCGUCAACAAGCGGCGAGAGGUCAAGAAGCUCAUGAAAAGCCCCUCCGCUUCGGCUGACCAACUUGCAACGUGGGACAUCAAGCAGCUGGCCCUGAAGUUGACUGCCAACUCCAUGUACGGCUGUCUGGGCUACACGAAAUCUCGAUUCUAUGCUCGCCCUCUGGCUAUGCUCACCACGUAUAAGGGCCGUGAGAUUCUGCUCCGCACCAAGGACAUGGCCGAAGCAAAGAUGCUGCGGGUUAUCUAUGGUGACACGGACUCCGUCAUGAUCAACACGAACGUCGACAAUAUCCACGACGCAUUGAAGCUGGGUAAUGAGUUCAAGCGCGAGGUCAACGACAGCUACAAACUCCUAGAAAUCGAUAUCGACAAUGUAUUCAAACGGAUCCUUCUUCACGCCAAGAAGAAGUACGCAGCCAUCAACAUGGUGCCGGUAGACGGCAAAUACAUUGAGAAGCUCGAAGUCAAGGGUCUCGACAUGCGCCGAAGGGAAUACUGCGCCCUCUCUAAAGAGACCUCCACCGACCUCCUCAACUUCCUCCUCUCGGGCGAGGAUUCCGAUACCGUCGUCGAGAAAAUUCACGACUACCUCCGCGACCUCGCCCAGAAGAUGCGCGAGUUCUCCAUCCCCACCCGCAAAUACACCAUCUUCACGCAGCUUGGCAAGAACCCCAAGGACUACCCGAACGGCAACUCGAUGCCCUCUGUCCAAGUCGCCCUCCGCCUCAUGGCGAAGGGUAAACACGUCAAAGCCAAAGACGUAAUGUCUUUCAUCAUCACGGGCUCGUCAUCCGGUUCAGCUGAGGAGGCCGCCAAGAACGCCUUUCCCGUUGACGAAGUCCUCAAGCCCGACUCAGGCCUCAAACCCGACAUCGACUACUACCUUCACAAGCAGAUCCUCCCGCCCGUGGAGCGUCUGUGCGCCCCUAUAUCAGGCACAAACGUCACCCUGCUGGCCGCUUGUCUGGGUCUCGACACCUCCAAGUACCGCGUCUCGUCCCUGUCGUCCGGCGCAGGCGCGGCUCAGGAUACGGAGAUCCAGCCGCUGGAGUCCCAGAUCCCAGACUCGGUCCGCUUCCAGAAUUGCUCACGGCUAUAUCUCCGUUGUCGAGUGUGUACAUCCGUUUUCCCCUUCUCGGGCGUCAAGUCUUCCUCCCCUUCGGCAAUGGCUACGCUCUCACAUCAGGGCAUCAAGUGUCCCCACCCGUCUUGCGGGCAUGUCCUCACCACCCUGUCCGUGGUCGCGCAGCUGGACUCGGCGAUCCGCCAACUCCUGGCCCGGUACUACGCUGGCUGGCUCGUCUGCGACGACCCUGCGUGCGGGAACCGCACUCGGCAGAUGUCCGUCUAUGGACACCGAUGUCUCGGUCCCAAGGGGCUGGCGACGGGUUGUCUAGGGAAGAUGCAGUGGGAGGUCCGCGAGAAGGAUGUCUGGAAUCAAUUGCUGUACUAUCAGAGUCUGUUCGAUGUGGACAGAGUGGUUAAGGGUAGUGGUAAUGCGGGGCAGCAGCAGCCGCAGCAGCAGGCCGGCUCUGAGAGCGAGGCGAGAGAGAAGAUGAAGGUGAUCGCGGAGGUGAAUCGCCAGCGGUUCGGCACCGUGAGGGAUAGUGUGGGGAGGUGGUUGGAGAGGAAUGGACGGCAGUGGGUGCAGAUGGAUAGUUUGUUUGCGUUUGCCAGGAAGGAGUAGAGGGAGCGAGUAACGAAACUUUGGGCUUUUCUGUUGGAUGACAUGCAAGUUGGUGAGCAUGGUAGGCGCUCAAGGUUGAUGAAGUUUUAGUUCCUUAUGAUAAUGCCGGAUGGGGGACAAGGCGUCGAGGUUCAAUUAUAGCUCGUUUCUGAUGGAAUUGG
Messenger RNA from Westerdykella ornata, 4720 nucleotides. RefSeq names its product DNA polymeras-like protein alpha catalytic subunit. Lineage: Eukaryota; Fungi; Ascomycota; Dothideomycetes; Pleosporales; Sporormiaceae. Gene Ontology annotation, molecular function: DNA-directed DNA polymerase activity; purine nucleotide binding; single-stranded DNA binding. The coding region runs from base 138 to 4559 and encodes 1473 amino acids. The record is from RefSeq and is a predicted model, not a curated record. Gene Ontology annotation, cellular component: alpha DNA polymerase:primase complex. Gene Ontology annotation, biological process: DNA replication; lagging strand elongation; mitotic DNA replication initiation. The transcript is spliced from 4 exons.